Molecule: messenger RNA, 1102 nt
Organism: Lactuca saligna
Lineage: Eukaryota; Viridiplantae; Streptophyta; Magnoliopsida; Asterales; Asteraceae
Source: the annotation of a GenBank genome assembly
AUGUCUAACCGAUGGUGGACCGGCCAGGUCAACGUGGCCGGCGUAGAAACAUCAUCUCAGGCCAUGAAGAAGCCAGAUCUGGGUAUCUCAAUGAACGAUGCCACCACAGGAAGUGAAGAAGAUGAAAGAGACAACAACAGCGAUGAUCCAAGAGAAGGUGCAAUCGAUCCUUCUAACCGUCGGCCACGAGGCCGACCUCCUGGGUCCAAAAACAAACCAAAACCACCGAUUUUCGUUACCAGAGAUAGCCCCAACGCCCUCCGCAGCCACGUCAUGGAGGUAGCGAGUGGUACCGAUAUCGCAGAAAGUAUAGCUCAAUUUAGCCGAAAACGACAACGCGGUGUGUGCGUGAUGAGUGCUAGUGGCACAGUCAUGAACGUAACCCUAAGACAACCUUCGGCACCUGGCUCAGUCAUGGCUCUACAAGGCCGGUUCGAGAUUUUAUCCCUAACCGGCGCCUUCUUACCGGGUCCUGCACCACCUGGAUCCACCGGGCUCACUAUAUACUUAUCUGGAGGCCAGGGCCAGGUUGUGGGUGGUAGCGUGGUGGGAUCAUUGGUAGCAUCAGGACCAGUGAUGGUCAUAGCCGCCACGUUCUCCAACGCUACCUAUGAAAGACUCCCGGUUGAGGAAGAGGAGGAAACGGAUAGCGUGACACCUGGGCUAGGUGGCGGUGGAUCACCACCGCAACUCGGAAUGGGUGAUCAGAAUCCGAUGGCAGGCUUUUGCUUGGGCUCACGGCCGGCCACCAUACUAGUGAAAGUAAGGACUCGUGUCAGGCAACCAUUACCGGUCGCCAGUGGAGCUCCAUUAUUACCGACGACCACAUUCAUUUUCGGCUACAGAAGGAUCGAUUUAAGAAAAUCUAGGUUUGCCAGAUCAGUUGGUGGAAAUUUGGAAUUCUUACCGGAAAAUUUCGAAAUUACACUAGCACAGGUUCUUUUUCAUGACUUUUGAAAUUAUAUAUGCGAUUUGUAUGUUUUUGCGUUUUAUUUGUAUGGUUAUUAUUUGGAAUUUUGGAAAUCUUACUAGAAUUGUUGCCGAAAUUGUUUGUGUGUUAUUUGUAUCUGUAUUAUUUAUGUAUGUGUAUGUGUAUGUGUAU